UUGAAGUAACUGUAACCAACCCUGAUGGAAUAAUUAAACCAUAUGACAUGAGGGAUGGUAUGUUCAUUCUUUCAAUUUGCUAGUCCUUGCAUUACAACAAUUGGUUAUUUUAUUCUUGUAUAUAAUUAGAUCUUAUACUAUUUUCGCAGCCGCCCCACAUGUCCCUGAGUCCGUUAGAGUCCCAUUUUACAAGACUAUUUACACAGACAUGCUAUCUGUUGGUGAGGCAGACCUGGCAGCAAUAACAUUUCAAAUGUUAAAGGAUGUGAACAACCUUGGACAUGAUGAGGAAGCAAUUGCUGACCUGCAGUACUUUGUGCACAGAGUUGGUCUAUCUGACCUCUUUUUUAACCGCUUCAUGAUGCCAUCCCACAUCCUAAGUGGUUACCAGUACAAACCUAGGGGCAUAGCUGUAUACUCAAGCAGGGUUAUGGAUGAUGAAAUAUCUGGACAGUAUAUUCUGCACCGUGGCAACCAGAAUGAGGUGGAAUUUCGGAUGAACCACGAACAAAUGAGCUAUAUCUGCAGAGAAAACUACAUCAAGAAAGGUUCACUGAUUCUUAUUAGGGUUGAUAAGUGGGAGGACAGCAUUCACCUCUUUCUGGAGAAGAUUGACGACUGAAUGAAGCAGUAAGACUGCUGUUGCUGUUGGUUGUCAGGAUUAGGUUGUUACGGAUUAGGUAGUAAGACUGAUGUUGCUGCAUGUUGUUGUUUAUCUCGUAAGACUGUU
Lolium perenne is the source of this 730-nucleotide messenger RNA. NCBI's taxonomy places the organism in Eukaryota, Viridiplantae, Streptophyta, Magnoliopsida, Poales, Poaceae. The record is from RefSeq and is a predicted model, not a curated record.